CCAGUUCACGCCAGAGCCCUGGGAAGGAAGCGUCUCUGUUGGAUCCGGCCCCUCCACGGGACUCUGAGGAAAAGCUACCACCAGGUAGACACCGUCUGUCACCAUGGGUAAAGGAGACCCCAGCAAGCCACGGGGCAAGAUGUCCUCGUACGCCUUCUUCAUGCAGACCUGCUGGGAAGAGCACAAGAAGAAACACCCAGACUCUUUGGUCAAUUUCGCUGAAUUCUCCAAGAAAUGUUCCGAGAGAUGGAAGACCAUGUCUGCGAAGGAAAAGUCGAAAUUUGAAGAUACGGCAAAAAGGGACAAAGCUCACUAUGACAGGGAGAUGAAAAAUUAUGUUCCUCCCAAAGGUGACAAGAAAGGAAAGAAGAAAGACCCCAAUGCUCCUAAAAGGCCUCUGUCUGCAUUCUUCCUGUUUUGUUCUGAACAUCGCCCAAAGAUCAAAAGUGAACACCCUGGUUUAUCCAUUGGGGAUACUGCAAAAAAAUUGGGUGAAAUGUGGUCUGAACAGUCAGCCAAAGAUAAACAACCAUAUGAACAGAAGGCGGCUAAGCUAAAAGAGAAGUAUGGAAAGGAUAUUGCUGCAUAUCGCGCCAAGGGCAAAAGUGAAGCGGGAAAGAAGGGCCCUGGUAGGCCUACAGGUUCAAAGAAGAAGAAUGAACCAGAGGAUGAGGAUGAGGAGGAAGAGGAGGAGGAGGAGGAAGAUGAAGAUGAUGAGGAAGAGGAGGAAGAUGAAGAAUAAACGGCUAUCCUGUAAUGAUAUGUGUGGAGUGUGCGUGUGUGCUCAGGCAAUUGUUUUGCUAAGAAUGUGAAUUCAAGUGCAGCUCAAUAUUAGCUUCAGUAUAAAAACUGUACAGAUUUUUGUAUUUUGUAUAGAUAAGAUUCUUUGUAGAGAAAAUACUUUUUUAAGAAUGCAGGUUGUAGCUUUUUGAGGGGCUACUACAUACAGUUAGUAAAGCUUCU
Lynx canadensis (Canada lynx) is the source of this 963-nucleotide messenger RNA. RefSeq names its product high mobility group protein B2. Bases 104 to 742 code for a protein of 212 amino acids. NCBI's taxonomy places the organism in Eukaryota, Metazoa, Chordata, Mammalia, Carnivora, Felidae. The record is from RefSeq and is a predicted model, not a curated record. Gene Ontology annotation, cellular component: nucleus. The transcript has a single exon. Gene Ontology annotation, biological process: regulation of transcription by RNA polymerase II. Gene Ontology annotation, molecular function: DNA binding, bending.